This is a messenger RNA of Myotis lucifugus (little brown bat), 4803 nucleotides long. It is a transcript of the gene GDAP2, whose product is annotated as ganglioside induced differentiation associated protein 2. The record is from RefSeq and is a predicted model, not a curated record. Lineage: Eukaryota; Metazoa; Chordata; Mammalia; Chiroptera; Vespertilionidae. Bases 239 to 1723 code for a protein of 494 amino acids. The transcript is spliced from 14 exons.
GUCGGUGUUUCGCAGCCCAGAGCUUCUGCAGCUGGUCACUCCGGCUUCCAGGGACUUGGAUCGCCUUACCCUUCCAGCUCCUGGAAGAGUGGUCCGGGGUGCCGAUCGGCGGCUUCCUAUGAGGAGUUCAACCCGCCCCGCCUGCCGCCCGGAUGGGACCGCGGGAGUGAGCUACAGUCUCCCGUGAAUAUUGAGUUGCUGAGGAAUUUGGGAAAAGACGAGCUGAAGUUCCCAUUCCAUGGAUCCCUUGGGUGCACCUUCCCAGUUUGUGGAUGUGGAUACACUGCCAAGCUGGGGUGACUCUUGUGAAGAUGAACUAAAUGCUUCUGAUACUGCAACCGAUGCAGACACCAUUAGAUCACCUUUUCUUUUUAACAAGACUAUCAAUGGAAAAGUGAUUCUUUGGAAAGGAGAUGUGGCAUUGCUGAACUGUACAGCCAUUGUGAAUACCAGCAAUGAAAACCUCACAGAUAAGAAUCCUGUGUCAGAAAGUAUCUUCAUGCUGGCAGGGCCUGAUUUGAAGGAGGAACUCCAGAAACUUAAAGGGUGCCGGACAGGUGAAGCCAAAUUGACAAAAGGAUUUCAUCUGGCGGCCCGGUUCAUCAUUCACACAGUGGGACCCAAGUACAAGAGCCGCUACCGCACGGCAGCUGAGAGCUCCCUGUACAGCUGCUACCGGAACGUCCUUCAGCUGGCCAAAGAGCAGUCAAUGUCUUCUGUUGGAUUCUGUGUCAUCAAUUCUGCAAAACGAGGUUAUCCUUUAGAGGAUGCCACACACAUAGCCCUUCGCACUGUAAGGAGAUUUCUAGAGAUUCAUGGGGAGACCAUUGAAAAAGUAGUAUUUGCUGUCUCUGAACUUGAAGAGGCUACUUACCAAAAGCUGCUCCCUCUGUACUUCCCAAGGUCGUUAAAGGAGGAGGGUCGGUCAUUGCCGUACCUGCCUGCAGAUAUUGGAAAUGCAGAAGGGGAGCCUGUGGUACCUGAACGGCAGAUUCGAAUAAGUGAGAAACCUGGUGCCCCGGAAGACGACCAAGAAGAGGAGGAAGAAGGCUUGGGAGCUGACCUCUCUUUCAUUGGCUCUCAUGCUUUUGCCCGAAUGGAAGGAGAUAUUGAUAAGCAGAGAAGACUGAUCCUUCAGGGACAGUUGUCAGAGGCAGCCCUACAGAAGCAGCAUCAGAGAAAUUAUAAUCGCUGGUUAUGUCAAGCAAGAUCUGAGGACCUAUCGGAUAUUGCUUCUCUGAAAGCCUUAUACCAAACAGGUGUGGAUAACUGCGGUCGCACAGUGAUGGUGGUGGUUGGAAGAAACAUUCCAGUAACACUAAUAGAUAUGGACAAGGCCCUUUUAUACUUUAUCCAUGUAAUGGACCACAUCGCUGUGAAGGAAUACGUAUUAGUGUAUUUUCACACACUGACAAGCGAAUACAAUCACCUGGACUCUGACUUCCUGAAGAAACUCUACGAUGUCGUGGAUGUCAAGUAUAAGAGGAAUUUGAAGGCUGUUUAUUUUGUUCAUCCAACAUUUCGUUCAAAGGUAUCAACAUGGUUUUUUACCACCUUUUCUGUCUCAGGACUGAAGGACAAAGUCCACCAUGUGGACAGCCUCCACCAGCUGUUUUCUGCCAUCUCGCCAGAACAGAUCGACUUUCCUCCUUUCGUCCUUGAAUAUGAUGCCAGGGAAAAUGGGCCUUACUAUACGUCGUAUCCCCCAUCCCCAGACUUGUGACCUGCCCUCUCCCGGCCCUGGUUUCCAAGGACACCACCCUCUCCACGGAUCACUACCUGCUGAAGUGAUACUCAUUUUUGCUGUACAGAUCCAGAGAGCCUUUUGUGCCCACCUCUCUGGUAUUUUUUUAUUGACUGUAUAUUUUCUGGCACAUAAGCAAUCUGAAAAUGGUAGGCCAUUCUGAAUUGCACACUUAUUUUAACUUUGUAUAUUUGUAUCAAAUGAAAAUGUUCAUUUGUAGAGGGUUGUUCAUAGCAACUGGGGAGCAACUUUUGAGUAUCUUCAGUUUCCUGAAAGGACCCUGGAUUCUCCGUUAGACAAGCCACCCAUGUCACUCAUACCCUCUCUUUAACAUUGCACGCUUCCUUUGUGUACUUGAGCCUGUCUCAAAAUAUAUAGAACCAAUGUAUGCUGACCGGAUGCAUUAUUUGCUGCAGAUCCUGGCAUCACAUUUUAUACAGAUAAGGUGGUUAUGAUAAAAGAGAAUUGUCUAGGACCAAGGAUUUGGAAAUGAACUGAUCAGAAAUGUCAACAUCAUGAGCUAAAUAUAGGUCUUAGAAUUUUAUUGCACCAGUUAAGACGAAGGUUUAAGAACUAAAGUUCCUUGGAGCAUGUGGUUUGUUAAGAUUGUUCUGGUCUCAGCGGUGGGGGAAACAGGAAGAUGGUAGGUAUCUUCAGCCUUUUUCCUAUAAUCAUGGGUGAUUUUGUCUCCUUAUUCAAGGGGACCGUGCAUAUUGGAACCCUGAAGUGGAGGGCAUCUCCUGGACUCCAUCAGGGAGCCUUUGGAGAUGUGCGGUCUUCCCAGAGUCAUGCACGACCCUGUUUGGCUCUUAGAACUGCCCCCUGUAAGGACCCUUCCUAGUUGCCCACAUCAGUGUGGAGGGAGUGUGUGCAUGGAACGAAAUUCCAAACCACAUUUGUCACUCAGGCUCUCCCUGUGCCUUAGCUUGCUUAUGGGUAAAAGUAGAAUUAUGCUCCCUACCUCACAGAGGUGUCAUGAGGGCAGCAUUUAGAAAGGGCUUUUGAUGUCUUUGGAUGAAGAAUGCUAGGCGAGUUUUGGGGGUAGGGUGUCUUCAGUUACUUUUUCAGUGAUAAUAAAUAUGCUUGAGGGAGUGCUACAAGCCCUUCCCCUUGUCCUUGGCAUCUUUAGAGUGACUUUCUUUUCUUUUGGGACAAGAGCUGUUGGAGCAAAAUCCCAACCCUGAGGACCUCCUUCCUCUUCGUCCAGAUUUCUUCUGGCCUCCUCCCCCAGCGCUGCACUUUAAUGAGAGGCAUCUGCUAGCCAUUUUAAGCAUUUCUUCUUCAAUUAAGGUCACACCAUUAUCAUUUCCAUCUGGGUGUCCUCGUCCCCUCCAUGUCCUUCACCCCGGCAUGUCCAUUGGCAUUUUGGAGAAGCAAGUGUAGACAUCUUCUGGUCUAAAGUGCCCAGGAUCGGUGCUCCCAAGGGUCUGUUCCCUUUGCCCAAAUUAAUUCUUCAGUGGAAGUAAAACAACUUCUCGUUGUUUGUGAUAGAGAAGUCCCCUUUGGUUGUGUUAACUGCAUCCCCUGUUUUCCCAUAUAAAUGAGACGGGACUUUACAUUUCUAAGAUACGCGCGCCUGUCUCCUGCGUGUAGUGGACACAUUUGCUUUCUGUGGGAAAUCAAAACCACUUGUUCCUUAUGUAUUGCUUGUUUGUUAAGGACUUCCUGAUGACUUAGGUCAUCGGGUCCAGUGAGCCAGUCAGAAGUCUGGUGUUAAGCUUCCUCUCGAAUAGUGAUCCCUUAACCCCGUGAGCCUUGAGCCUUGAGAAUCUGAAAAAUUAACUUCAUCUGCUCCAGGCAAUUGUUAGGUCAUUUUUGAGGCAUCUUUUCCCUGGAGGCAGUUAUAAAAAUAUGCCAGCUUUUCUUGGUUAAAGCUGGACUUGGCUCCUUCACAUUGGCACCUGGCCCGAAUCAUUUCCUCUGUAGAUAACAGGCUGCAAGCUACUUCGCCAUUUGAAUGGAAACACAUUUACACGGACAGUUUCUUAUAGGCAAUCAUUUUGAAAGGAUGUCCCUUUGUGGUGAGUAUACCAGUGACACAAGCAGGAGUCUCCAUAUACUGAGAUUCUAGUUCAAUUGAUGUCCUAGGGGAGAAAGGUAGUGUAGGACUACGUACAUGUCAACCACGUUUCAUAAUUAAAUGGAGACGAAAGCUAAGGGCUGCUCUUCUCAAUGAAACUAAAUGUGGUGUGGGACCAAGUUUGUGUUGUUCUGCUGCCUGAAGUGUUAUGUAAUGAAGUUGUUUCUCGGUGUACUGAGGUCCUAGGAGUGGAACACAGUGACCUCGAUAUUGAAACGAUUAAGUAAUGCUCAGUGUCUAUCUGCCUCUGUGGAGCAGUGGAUGCCUGGACAACACACGCCAUGUUCAAGGAUGGACUUGAGGAUGAAAGGGUGACUGGGUGGGGAUGACCACUAGCAUCUGAUGUUAAUUCAAAGCACCACCCCGUCCUUAAUUCAGUUAAACCUUGGUCAUGCCAAAUGCUUCACUUACAAGACGUUAAGUUAAUCCAUUCAUUAAUUCAUGCAAGGCAGAAUAUGAUUUUUAAGACAAGUAUGUUUCUUGCUUCAGCAUAUGUUUGGAUUCUUCUGAACUCAUCUAUAUCUAAGUUUCUUGACAGCAAAAAUAACCUUGAAAAAAGCUCAGUUUUUAUUAGACUCUUAGUGUCUAGAGGCCAAAGUGGUUCAUAUUUUAAAGAUUUUGCUUUAAUGUAUAUCUUAGUUCGUUGGCUGGUGCUCUAUUUAUUUAUUUGUUAUUUUUUUUUAAGGAGUCCAUCUCCAGUAGUUUGAGAGUGAUCAACAGAGGAUUUUCAGAAUAUUUUUGAUAAGAAAAAUGGAUGUAGAUUUUUUUAUCAAAUACCUGAAAUCUAAAAGGAUUAAAAUAUCUCCUAUUUGUAGAGAUGGAUGAGUGUAAUCACUUAAGUAGGAAAAAAUGGUUAGCCUAUUUCUAUUUGUUUUCUAUUUGUUCAGAUAUUGUUUAAUGAAUUCAAACUGUACCUAAUGGUUUAAACUUUUCUUUGCAACAGUUAACAGGAAAGCGAUAAAGUGUAGCUUCAAUAUAG